AUGUUUUGGGGAUUCUGUGAAGCUCUUAAUUUCGUUCAGGAAUAUAGGAAAAUCAUACCCACCGAUGGACCGCUGCCGGAAUGUCUGGAUAUUUUACUCUUUGGCAGUGGUGAUCCACGCCACAUUCUGGCGAUCGCAUCUCAGCUUUUUCUAUACCCGAAACUAAAAGUGAACCUGUACCUCGCUGAAGGAUGCAUUGAAUUGCUUGCACGCCAUAUGGUGCUGCUAACGAUCGCUUUCGAAGAUCCCACGUUGCUGUCGCUGAAGGGGAAAACUCAUCUUUUUAUGGACAUCUACGGAAAUAAUCUCAUCCGUCCGUUCAGUAGCGCAUACUUGAGCAGCAAAGGGCGGGAAUUAACGGGCAUCGUUACGGACCUAGAGUACGCUCAACGACAAGCGCCAAUCUUCAAUUACGAAGCUUUGCGGUACAAGGAACGCGAUCAGCUGGAAAAUGUGUUUCGCUUCUGGACAAACGCCCCGGAGCACGUGUUCAACAUCGCCCGCUACUGGGAAGACAGGCAGCGUACACAGUUAGGAGUGCGAUACGACCAUCGUAACGGAGCGUUUGAUUGGGAUCUGCAAAUGAGAUUGCGGGAAAACGGAGCCAAACAGAUCUGUCCCCAGGAGUACAAACACUGGCGCGAAACGGGCAUUGCCUUCACCUUCCCCGAGUACGAACAGAGCGAUCCGAACAAAACGUUCGCAGUAGGAUUGGUGCGCAAUGGGAAGGGUUUUCUUCACCGUGGUUCUGUAGGGGACAACAUGACCGGUCCUUACAUUGCAUUCGGCCACAAGUGUGCCGAGGAAAGGCUUUCCCGAUCGAAACAUGGAGUGAAUGACUUCCGCUCGACCGAUGUUACGGAAAGAAAUGUGCUGCAAAUCAUGUACGAAAUACAGGAACGCCAGCCAUAUUGUUUCGAUCCAAAGGACAUCCAUCGGUUUGGAUCACAUCAGCUUGAUACGGGGAAAAAUCUUAACAAGCACGAUGCCCGUACGGAACUGUUCGAAGCCGCUCGCUACAACAAACCUCUUCUCCGAUGCGAUAAUUUAACAGUUCACUUCCUCUCCGUUGAGGACGUUUUGCGGAUGCACGAGCUGGAUCGGUUUGCUGCGAAAUUUGACACGGUAUUUGUGGCUAGCAAUUACUUGGGUUUGUUGCAGAGUGGUUUCAAUAGGACUUGGAAGGAAACCUGUCUGCUGUGCUUCGAAACGCGCCAGUUGACCGUUUUCGCCAAGGAAGAGAUAAAACAGCACACUGAAAAGAUAAAGGCAUAUGCACAAAAAGAGUCCCUAGCAGCGGUAACGAACUUUUCCAUCAACAAAACACAUUCCGUACUUUUUUACAAGCAAAUCUCCAAUAUGUGA
Molecule: messenger RNA, 1365 nt
Organism: Anopheles marshallii
Lineage: Eukaryota; Metazoa; Arthropoda; Insecta; Diptera; Culicidae
Gene: Dnaaf3
Product: dynein axonemal assembly factor 3 homolog
Exons: 1
Coding region: 1-1365 (454 amino acids)
Biological process (GO): motile cilium assembly; axonemal dynein complex assembly
Source: RefSeq, a predicted model, not a curated record